This is a messenger RNA of Alosa alosa (allis shad), 3918 nucleotides long. RefSeq names its product high mobility group AT-hook 2b. Gene Ontology annotation, biological process: regulation of DNA-templated transcription. Bases 1763 to 2116 code for a protein of 117 amino acids. The record is from RefSeq and is a predicted model, not a curated record. Gene Ontology annotation, molecular function: DNA binding; transcription coregulator activity. The transcript has 5 exons. NCBI's taxonomy places the organism in Eukaryota, Metazoa, Chordata, Actinopteri, Clupeiformes, Clupeidae. Gene Ontology annotation, cellular component: chromatin; nucleus.
GGUUACUGAACCUCUUUUCUUUGGAAUAAAAUACUAAUAAUAAUUAUAAUUGUAAUAAUUAUUAUUUGGGCUCGUUCUAUUUUGUUGAUGUGCGUGUUAUUCAGCUCAUACAGCUGUAGCGCGAGGAAGCCAGCUAUAGAAAGUAAACAACAUGUUUAUUAAAUUCCACGUCAUUUCAAGUGUCAGAAAAGUGUAUUAGCUCAUCAUGUUUACAGCAGCCUACGCAGUUUCCUCCAACAAGGGUGUGGAGAAGGAACUCAGACUUGUUUUAAGGUUCAAGACCUUCUCACCACAACAACGUCGCUAAUGUUGUUAGUCUGACUUGAGCAGUCACGAAUAGCAUGCAUCUGUAUCUAAAGAAGCAUUUUGCUCGUAGAGGCAUUGACUCUCAAUAUGCAAUAGCCUACAUUGUUUUGCCCAGUAAUGAUGGCUAAUGGCUAAACUACUAUUGUAACAUAGCCUACGAUUCAAAGAUUACCCUAAUUGUUUAGAGUAAUGCACACUACGGUCCAUUAAAGACUAUUCAGUUUGGCAUAGAUUCGUUGCUAUAGCGAAGUGUAAGCUAUCCUAUGCGGCUGUAGCUGACCAGUUCAGACAGCGAUCAAGCAAUGUUUACAUGAGUGUCUGCAGCACGUUGUACGGAUGCCGAGAGCACCGCUUGCGAUCUUCGUCAUGUUUACAAUUUGACUUUUUAAAUGUAUUAAAUUAGCCCAAGUGUAUUUUUUUUAUUUAGGCUAUGUUGUUUCUUCUCUUUAUUUCUAUUAUUAAAAAAAAAAGUUUUUUAGAAGUCUGGAUACAAUGAUUUGUCCAUUUAAAUGUCAUGGUGUGAAACCUGGAAAUCUUAAAUAGGCUAACUUUAUUAUGUUUUCAAUAGCCUAUAUUUUUGUUUUAUUUUAUUGUAUAUUCGGUAGGCAACUAUUAGCCUAUAUUAGGCCUACUAAUAAGAAAUGUGUGUUGUGUAGUCUACCCAAAUAUAGGGUAGCCUACAGUUUCAGUUAUUUCAGAAGUUAUGUGGGUGUGAAAUAACAACACUCAGGUAAGUAAUAGCCUACUCAUACCAUGAGUGGGAUUUUUUAACUUUAGGCCCUUUUAGCUAUCUACAGGUGAUUCUUUUUUUCCACAGAACUCGAAAAAUAUACUUACUUGUCCUAUUGUGGGACACUGCCUAAUGUGGAACACCUAACCUACAGUGGGUGUGGCUCUUCCCCAAAGUAAUGAAUGUCAGUGAAACUAUGGUAAAGCCAAAGCUGUAGGGUCCUGUGAUCAAAAUUGGACGUGGAUUCAAUGUGUUGCCACAUUGUAGCCUAGCCUAGGCCUACUACAGAAGUCUGAAAAACAAACAAAUUCCCAAAUUAGGGCAAUCCACCCUACAUAGGCUAUGAAGUGAGUAGCCUAAGCUAUACACUUAACUGCAAGAGAAUCGCAUAAGAUCUCGGAAGAGCCAGAGGUAUUCAUACAGUAAUCACUGUACUUAUUCACCACAUUUGUUUAGUGUGCCAUAUACCAAAAAGAAAAUUACCCUAAACAAGUUUUUGACGGAUUUGUCGCUUGAAAUGGUUAGUGUGUGUUGUUGAAUUUAAAAUCCAAUGUAUUGCCUUAAAAAAUGGAUCAGUUUCUCACUUCACAUAGGUCUUUCGUUGUGCCAGUUAAUAAUGACCUUCUGCCUGUUGUGCAGCCCAACUUUGAAGCCUAUCCUGACAGCAAGCUGCUGAGGUAGUCCAUGCUCCUGUGCCUGCCGAGGUGUGUCAGGUGACCAGGGCGGAUGGAGGCGGGGUCCAGCAGUCAGAGCGCCGAGGAGGCGGGGCCUACCUCAGGGGAAGAGCCACAGCCUGAGCCACCACGGCGUGGGAGGGGUCGACCACGAAAACAGCAAGAGGAGCCUGUUGGUCCUCCUCCUCCCAGGAGACCUCGUGGGCGGCCCAGAGGAAGUAAGAACAAGCAGGUCACACCCAAGAAGGUCGAGCCAGCAGGUCAGAGAAGGCCACGUGGACGUCCAAGAAAAUGGCCACAGAAAGUGAGUGAGGAAGAGCAACAGGCGGCUCGAGAUGAAGCGGAGGCUCCACCCGUCGCACCCCCCUCUCCCACGGCGCCCCCACCCGUGCAGGGAGGGCUGUGAAGACGGCUAGUGCCUCAGGAGGGUCGGUUGGUCCGCCUCCAACCCCUCCUUCCACCACACAGCAGUCACAUCGGGCUUGCCUCACACAGGUGCACUGCCCCCCACCCCCACCCCACACACACACAUACAAAUACACACACACCCCUCAGGAUGUCUUAACAUACUGUACACCCCCCCCCACCACCUUCUCAGAAUGCAGAAUACUCAGGAUAUGCUCUGGACAAAGCACAGGAGUUUACAUUUAUCUGAUAAUGCUUGAACAUUCACAUCAGUAUUUUUUAGGAUCAAACAAGAUGACAAAAACAUUUACUGAUCUCAAAGGUGUAUGAUUGUUAUUUUUGUGCAGUGUGCGUCAUUACUGUAAGCCUGUAAAAUUAGCCAUCUGAAUGUCUAAAUGGUGAAGUUGGAUUAACGUUUUCAAAAUGAAAUAUGGGCACAUAAGGCUAAACUUAUUUUGUAUUUAAAAAAAAAUGUGUUUGCUCAAAUGAAGGAAAUGAUUGAAAUAGAAUUAUGAAUUGGAUAUGAAAUUAAUCUUUCACAAUGACUCAAAAACAAAUUGUUUCUUCUCAGUGUAUUUAAAUCCACAUAUGGUAAUGGUCAUUUAUGGCAAAGUAUGGGAAAGGUUUCUGUGUUUCUGUUCUGUCACAAGAUGGUGUGGUUUGUGAACCGGCACUUUCCUUCUUUAUCUUCUGGUUCUUAGAAGUUUUACAGGCCUUCAACUAAAGUGACACUGUGGGUUGAGAUUGGCUUUUUUUUGAUAGCUAUCAGCGUAAUGUUUUUUUCCAUCAUUGGCUUUUUUAUACUGUAUAUUGACAGAUGCAUUUGGUCCAUCAUUAGAUUUAAUGUAAUACAUUUAUAUUAUUCUCUCUCUUUACAUGCCCUUCUGGCAUCCGUUUUUUAAUGGAUGUAACUAUGCUACAGCGGAAUAUAAAUGUAUUUUAAAAUGUAGAUAUCAUGGAAAUGUCUGUAUAGAUACAACAGGACAUUUUGAUACAUACAGGGGUAGUACCUCAUUGUAUACACAAUAUCCUAUAUUUCUCAUUUUGUCAUUGAAUGGCCCACCAUGCUGGUAUUGAAUGUUGUUAUCCAUAUUGUGUAUUUACUUACUUUGCAUUUCCAUACUUCCGGUUGAUUAUGGAUUUACCUGGGCGUUGAUGCUGUAAGAAAUCAGCGGAUGUUAUUAUUUGGCUUCAACUCCUGCAUUCACUGCCUCUGCACACAACUCAGUACCUCCAAAGCUUCGGAUCAUCCUCACACCAAUAUAGUGCGUUACUCUGAGCCAGUAAUCCUAACGCUGCAAAAUUUACUUGACAUGCUCCUCAGCCUCCAUCUACUUGAACAAUGCAAGUCAGCUGAGUGAUGCUUCUGUGGUACCAAUGUUGUCAUGUUCAAGCACCCUGCAUUCACCAAACAGCCUUUAUUUGCAACAAAGCCAAUUUUUUUUUUUUCAUAUUCAGACUUGCAUAUGAAUAUAAGUGUUCUUUUUUCAGGACAAACAAUAUAUUUUCUGCUGGGACAACUUCAAUAAGUAAAAAAAUCACUUUUAGUCUUUUGUAAUCAUGAAGGUUUAUUAGAACCCUUUGUUCCAUUAUAAUAUAUUUGUUGACAUCUGUUCAUUGUCAUCCUAUGCUAAAUCAUGUAUUUUGUUUUGUUGCUUUGAGCUAGUUUGCCCAAGUUUUCAUUGCCUUUACCUGACAAAGAGAAAAUUGGAAAUGGUCAUUCCUUAUACCUCAAAAGCAUAAUUUUGUUGUAUUUUUAAAAAAAAAACAUUGCUAAUAAAUUUUCCUUGAGUUUUCCUAUCA